This is a messenger RNA of Dichomitus squalens LYAD-421 SS1, 491 nucleotides long. RefSeq lists its product as uncharacterized. The transcript is spliced from 4 exons. Bases 91 to 399 code for a protein of 102 amino acids. Gene Ontology annotation, cellular component: mitochondrial intermembrane space. Lineage: Eukaryota; Fungi; Basidiomycota; Agaricomycetes; Polyporales; Polyporaceae. The record is from RefSeq and is a predicted model, not a curated record. Gene Ontology annotation, biological process: mitochondrial respiratory chain complex IV assembly.
GCGCGUCACCCGUCGAUAGUCGUGUGCCCGUCCUCCGCUUGCCUGCAGACGGUGAUCUCUGGUCCUUCGCACUCGCCACCAUCUCGCGCCAUGUCCUUCGGUCGGCCUCCAUCGCUCUCAGGCGGCUUCUCGGUGUCUCCACCCGACCGAGGGUCGUUCCCUCUAGACCACUAUGGGGAGUGCAAGCAGUAUAUGCAGGGGUACCUCGACUGCUUGCGCAAGAACACUAACAACUCCACCCCCUGCCGACAUCUGAACAAGGAGUAUCUGGAGUGCCGCAUGGCCCGCGGGCUUAUGGAUCGAGAUGAGUGGAAGAACCUGGGUCUCGGUAAUGUCGGUGCAUCAGACAGCAAUACUGUGGCGAAAGACAACCCGAAAGACAGGCCGAAUGCCGUCUGACACCUCUCUUCACCGUUCUAUCAUACAUGUUGCUUGGCCGGCUGUCUGCAUACACCACUCUCUUUGUAAUACCACCCGUCACCCCAUUCUAU